Messenger RNA from Nyctereutes procyonoides (raccoon dog), 8838 nucleotides. RefSeq names its product VANGL planar cell polarity protein 1 (gene VANGL1). The transcript has 9 exons. The record is from RefSeq and is a predicted model, not a curated record. Gene Ontology annotation, cellular component: plasma membrane. Bases 312 to 1886 code for a protein of 524 amino acids. Lineage: Eukaryota; Metazoa; Chordata; Mammalia; Carnivora; Canidae. Gene Ontology annotation, biological process: multicellular organism development.
GCGGCGGCGGGGCGGCCGGGCUCUGCCUCUCAGGGAGCCCAGCGCAGGCCGCGCAGCCGGGGCCGCGGAGCCCGCACGGCCGGCGCAGAGGAGCUGGACAAAUCAUACGGAACGUGGUCCCUGCCCUCAUGGAGCUCACAGUCUCUUCGGGAGCCAGAUGUGAAGUAAUCACGCCAAGAAUUUGUUCCCUUUGAAGAGUGGCUCCUGGAUAUCCAGGCCCUUUGGGGCUUUAGGAGCCUAGUAGGUGAAAUUCUCUGCCUCUGAGGAGAAACACUGCCUGCUCCUUUCUCAAGAGCAAGCUCCCCAUUGCUAUGGAUACCGAAUCCACAUAUUCUGGAUAUUCUUACUAUUCAAGUCAUUCGAAGAAAUCUCACAGACAAGGGGAGAGAAAUAGAGAGAGACACAAAUCACCCCGGAAUAAAGAUGGCAGAGGGUCAGAAAAAUCUGUCACCAUUCAAGCUCCUACCGGAGAGCCCCUGUUGGCAAAUGAUUCUACUCGGGCAGAGGAAGUUCAGGAUGACAACUGGGGAGAGACCACAACAGCCAUCACGGGCACCUCAGAGCACAGCAUAUCCCAGGAGGACAUUGCCAGGAUCAGCAAGGACCUGGAGGACAGUGUGGGGCUGGACUGCAAGCGCUACCUGGGCCUCACUGUGGCCUCGGUCCUCGGACUUCUAGUGUUCCUCACGCCCAUCGCCUUCAUCCUGCUGCCCCCCAUCCUGUGGCGGGACGAGCUGGAGCCCUGCGGCACGAUUUGUGAGGGCCUCUUUAUCUCCGUGGCCUUCAAGCUCCUCAUCCUGCUCAUCGGGACGUGGGCGCUCUUUUUCCGCAAGCAAAGGGCCGACGUGCCACGGGUUUUCGUGUUCCGCGCCCUGUUGUUGGUCCUCGUCUUCCUUUUCGUGGUCUCCUAUUGGCUCUUCUACGGGGUUCGCAUUCUGGACUCGCGGGACCGGAAUUACCAGGGCAUCGUGCAGUACGCCGUGUCCCUGGUGGACGCGCUGCUCUUCAUCCAUUACCUGGCCAUCGUGCUGCUGGAGCUCAGGCAGCUGCAGCCCAUGUUUACGCUGCAAGUGGUGCGAUCCACCGACGGCGAGUCCCGGUUCUACAGCCUGGGACACCUCAGUAUCCAGCGAGCAGCAUUGGUGGUUCUGGAAAAUUACUAUAAAGAUUUCACCAUCUAUAACCCCAAUCUCCUAACAGCCUCCAAAUUCCGAGCAGCCAAGCACAUGGCCGGGCUGAAAGUCUACAAUGUAGAUGGCCCCAGUAACAAUGCCACCGGUCAGUCCCGGGCCAUGAUCGCUGCAGCCGCUCGGCGCAGAGAUUCAAGCCACAACGAGUUGUAUUAUGAAGAGGCAGAGCAUGAGCGGCGGGUGAAGAAGCGGAGAGCAAGACUGGUGGUCGCAGUGGAGGAGGCCUUCAUCCACAUCCAGCGGCUCCAGGCCGAGGAGCAGCAGAAAGCCCCAGGGGAGGUGAUGGACCCACGGGAGGCCGCCCAGGCCAUCUUCCCCUCCAUGGCCCGGGCUCUGCAGAAGUACCUGCGUACCACUCGGCAGCAGCACUACCACAGCAUGGAGAGCAUCCUGCAGCACCUGGCCUUCUGCAUCACCAACAGCAUGACCCCCAAGGCCUUUCUAGAACGUUACCUCAAUGCGGGCCCUACCCUGCAAUAUGACAAGGAGCGCUGGCUCUCGACGCAGUGGAGGCUGGUUAGCGACGAGGCCGUGACGAGUGGACUGCGGGACGGAAUCGUCUUCGUCCUGAAAUGCUUGGACUUCAGCCUCGUGGUCAAUGUGAAGAGAAUUCCAUUCAUCGUGCUCUCAGAAGAGUUCAUAGACCCCAAAUCUCACAAGUUUGUCCUACGCUUGCAGUCCGAGACCUCGGUUUAAAAGUUUUCUAUGUGUGGCUUUAUUACAAAAAAAAAAAAAAGAAUAUAUAUAUAUAUACAUAUAUAUAUAUAUAUAGAGAGAGAGAGAGAGAGAUAUCUAUAUGUAUACCAGAGGGGCAUCUUUUUUUUUUAUUAUUAUUAUUAUUCCUCAUUGCUGCCUGGAACUGGCAGAUGAUAAACCAAUAUCCUUCGACCAUCUGCACUUUAUCUGGAAGGAAGCAGGGGAUGUCCACCCUGGAAAAAAGUGACGGACGACAUCUAACUUUCGUGGAUGGGACUUCUCGCGAAGCGGUUCCCUGGCAAUUGUGUGACAGCUGUAAACCAAAGCGGAGCAGGUGGUCCUUGGGAGCCUCGCCUUACAGCAGCUGGUCCCCCCACCUCUCAUCCAGGAUCACGCCCUCCUGGCGCUUCUGGUCCGACCCCUCCGAGACUCCCGGGGGCGGGACACGUCUUCAUUCCGUUUUGGGAAACCAGACAUGACACGUCCAUGUACGUGCUUGGGUGUGUAAACGUCCAGUUCCACGUCACCCACGGGAGCCCCGGGGCUGCUCCAGAAAUACCUGCCUUCGUCUCUGUUCUCUGUUGCCUUAGAUUCUGCUGAGAAAGGUCACAACAAAAAAUGUGCACUGUUUACAGCUCUCAGUGAUUUGAUUUUGGUCCCCCCUGCCCCCAGAGAAAACCUACCUGUCCUGUUUCUGACCCUGUUUGUGUAGGUUUGCAGAUCCCAUGAUUGCCCACUCGUCUCAUGCCAUCCACCCUUCCCUGUACACACCACACUCCCACCUGACUGGUAGCCCUGGCCGGGGAAGCCCAGCCUUCAGAGCUGCCCAGGACCUGGCUCUUCCUGUGUGCUCACAGGCCCUGUGUGCUGCCUCCAGCGGGUGCCACGGACUGUCUGCGUAAAGAAGCCUAGAAUGCCAACCAAGGAGAACACUGGGAGAGCAAGCCUGCCAGAGUGUCCCUGUUAGGCAGCAGGAGCCCCUCCCCUCCCACCUGUCCUCCCCACUGCUCACAGGGACCUAGGGGAAGACAGAUACUGCCACUCAGGGACUGGCAGGUGCAGCCUGGAGCCUCUAAUUUCCCCGGGGAGCUAAGCCCUCGCAAGGCUUCAUAGCAAGCUGCCCUGCCAAGGGAGACCAAACAGUGCCCACUGCAGUGACAGCCGCUGCUGUCCGGUCCCUGAUUUCUGACCACCAUCACUGUGCAGCUCAUGACCUCAGCCACCAGGGAAGGGGCUACUUUGGCCCUGGUGUUAGAAUUCCUUGUAGUUCUUGGUAAAGUGGGGAGAGAGAGUGGGUGAGCAGCAGAGCUAGGGGAAGGGAAAGGUGGGGAGCCAAUCUUACGAUCCCAAACGAUUCAUCUGUGAUCUGUUUCUUAAAUGCAGCUGGUGUCAGGAGGCUCAGCCUUGGCCCGGGGGAGCAGCCAUGGCCGGGGGGUAGGUGGCAAGCCAUCUUGGCAGAGCCCUGCUGCAGGGGCACUCCCGCCUGUGCCUCCAUUUGCCUUCCUGUAUCCACUGGAUAGGCAGACCUUUCCAGAGUAUUAACCCUUGCUUCUCCUAGGGAUUUGGGGUGUCCAGUCACCUCGCUUUAGAAAAGGGAGACACUGUCUCAAUGCUCUUUGCGACCGCAAGUACCCGUCCUGGUUUGUGCAUUCCAAAAAGGGGUGCUGUAUUUGUGUAUCAUUUUUUACAAUCAGAAUUGGCUUUGGAUACUUCUUAAUACACCUGUACCUGAAAAAGCGAACAGCAUUCUUGAAUCAAAAGCCUGCAGCUCAAAAUGAUGUGUUGGAAUAGAAGGAAGGUACCAGUCGGUGUGGCAUGCAGCCAAGAUGUGCUAUGUAACUACGUGGUCCUGUUUAUGGAAAACACAUACCAUGUAACCAUGGUGCUUCUGUUCUUAGUUUUUGAAGUGGACAUUCCUUACAAUGAUGAUGACUUUCUCAGGAAAUAUAUUUUGGGGAGAUAGGACAAGGGAUGGUCAAAGUGCAUGGGACCUUAGCUGGGUCACAGUUAUGAUGUCCCAGACUAAGUGUGUCACAGGCUUCUGCAUCAGGAGCAUAGCAGCUGAAGAUGCCAUAAGUAGUUGCUGUGGUGCAUAUACAGAACAUGGAGUUCGUGAUGACACUAUUCAUUUGCACCCUAAAAUAUUGUGCUUCCAACCCUGUCUUAAGCUACCAGGCCAGAAGGGGUGAAGAUGGAAUCAUGGCUUUGGUGCCUAUUUUCAUUCCCAGCAGGGUGAAGAAAGGUUUAAAAUAAGGAAUUUAUUUUCUGUCCACCCCCUUGUCUCUCCCCCCAGUCUUUACAUAGGAGAAUGUCAAGACUUUCUGAAAUUAUUGUUUCGCUUUUAAAUUGGAUAUUGAUUUUUUUACACUGACUUUGUAUUGAGUCCCUUUUGAAAGAAUAACAAAAUAAAAUGUAGGAUCUUUGUAUAAAGGCUUUGCACUUUGAAAAUCUUAAUAACUUGAGUUACUGGUGCAGUGGGAACAAUGUAAAUGGCAUUAAAAAGAUUGAAGGUUUCAGAAAGCCUCGUCACACAGCCGAGCGCGAAGCAUUUUUAUUUCACUUCUUGGAACCAAUAGGCUAUUCUUAAAAAGCAGGUAAAGUGCCCUAGGGCUAGUAAAAUACAUGAGACUUCACAGGAGAGGAGGUAAGAUUUCAUUUGCCUUAAAUGUUUAUAGAUUUUCUAUGACUUUCAACCUCAGUUAUUAAAACGUGGAAGUUAAAAUGUUUGGUGGAGAGGACCCUGUAGGGAGCCCAUGCCUGAGAUCUCUCUCUCCCUACCCUCGGCAGUGUCUUAACCAGUGGCUAACUUGCUGUUCAACAUAUACUUCUGAAGGGGAUGAUACUUCUUAAUCAUCCGUGAACUGAAUGUUAAAAAGUCUGCAUGCUCAGAGUUGGAAGGAUCUUGAAGGUGUUAUACUUUUCCCAUCCUUUGCAUCAAUCAGUUAAGUCAGAAUGCUGAAUGUUUCUGCUAAAGUUCAUCAGGUAAGCCUUUGAGAAGAUGCUUGAGCAGGUUUUUGCCCAGCUGUCAUCAUCCCCUGUCUUCCUCUCUGUCCUCCCCUUUCAAGUCUACGGAUAGGACAAAUUCUGUAUAGAAGUGGGUGGAGGUGAGUGGCCCUGGAGCACGUGUGUGCACGUGCACGCGUCACAUUGGGGUUCGUUCCUGGAGCUGGAGCUCCUUUCCAGCAGGGAGGUGGUGGUGGCUGGGCUGCUGUUGGGGAGGAUGAGAUGGGGUGUCCCCCUCCCCUUUCACCAUACUUGGGGCUCCUCUUGGUUUUGCAGGCAUAUUUAGAUGAGGCUGUAGCUCUGUGGCAAGCCCCCAGCCUGUCAGGAUGGCGUAAAUCAUUGCCUUGCCCCUCCUCCCCCCACCUCCCACCCGCACCUGGGGAAGGGUUAGUCUCUGUGAAACCAAGAGAAUCAGAUCCUUGGUUCACACUCCCUCUGGCUGGAUCGUGCGAUGCAAGUCUCCCUAAAUGGUAGCUGUGUGUUUUCCAUAUAUAUGUGUGCAUGGCUCUGAGUCGAAUUACCACACAGAUGGCACGUUUAUGUGUGAGGCCUUUGGAACCUCUGUGUUGUGUGUAGCUGGUGGGUGUCCCUUCAACAAGUAACUUAGACAUGUGUUUGUAUGGGUGAAUGUCUUCAGAGUGUGUUUCUGCCUGUGGCCCAUGGGGGAGGGAUUUCCUAACAGCACCCAUUUUCUGGAAGGCUGCUCUAAAGCCAGUUUACUUCUCCCCUGGCUCUUUAUUCCGUCCUGGCAGUUACACUGGCUUCUCCCCAGGAGUAAAUGGCUUUAGCAUAGAAGUGUCUUCUGGAAAGCUUGAUGUCCUGCAGGCAAUCCAUUAGACUCUUUCUUGCCUUAGAACCCUAUGGCCUGAAAACAGCAAGAAACAGAGAAAGAAAGGUCAAGCUUUGUGAUAAUUACUGCUCCAACUUUACCACCCUGGAAGCCUUACUAUCUAUUUUUCAAUAUAACUUAAAAGUUGAGCUUCAUAAAGAAAAAUAAGAUUGAUUAUCAAAAGUAGCACAGAAAUGUUAAUAUUUAAGUCAUCCAGCAGAGAUCCUGCAAUUGUAAAGUAAUGCAUUUAUGGGUAGCAUUUAUGCUUUAUGGAUCUUGUUACAAAAAAAAUCACGACUGUGAUUUUACUAUGUAAGCUUCUGGUCAUAUUCCAUCAUAAAUAAAAUAUGAAUUGUUUUUAAGCCCAUAGCACAGUUCUUGAAUGGUAUUCAGCGCAGCAGUGAACCAAGGUAGUUUAGAUGCUACAUUGAAGUUGCCUGUAUUGCCCUUUAACCAAGUGGAUGCUGAGAACAUUAGAUUUCAGAUCAUGUUUUUGACAAGAUGUAUUCUGGCCACACAAGGAAGAGAAGAGUACCAGCACAUUUAUCAGGUAUUACGUAUUCAGGUGCUGUUCUAGAACAUGAACUCCUUUUAGGCAGUUCUCUCAGUUUAAUGGGCGGAAGAGGACGAUCAGAGAGGGAGGGACUUGUCUCAGGUCUCCUGGCUAGUGAAUGGGAUUUCAAAUCUAAUGUCUGACUCCAGCACCUCACUCACUGCACCUUGAUGUGUGAUCUAAAACAAGCUGGCAUUUUGGAAUGUGGAUAAGGGAGCUGAGGACCCCUAACCUGGAAUCAGAACCUGGGUUGAGGGUUCCUCCCAGGGAGUGGGAUCCCUUUCGUUCUUCCAUUUUGUACCAGAGUUGUGGGCCGAGGGAGCAUCUCCAUCGUGCUGGCAAAUUUCAUAGGAUUUCUAAAUUGAAAGAAUUUGUGAAUGCCCUUCCCCUGGGAAAACUAGCCCUGCUAGCACCACACAUAGACCAAGGAGCUGUUGUUCUGGUAGCUGUCCUUUACUUUGGCCCCUCUGGCCCUCCAACCCAGGCAGGGAGCUGGGCAGGGGCAGACCUGGCCUCUUCUCAAGCUGAGGAACCCUUCACUGGUGCUCCACUCCCUCUGGUUAGGGUGGUAAAGGCACCACCUGCAGUCCCAGCCUCCAGAGGUCUGGAACUGGGGUCCCCUGGCCUCCCUCCUUGACCUGUGUGUUCGCAGCAGGCAUUUCACAUCCCACUGUUUUUCCCCACAUUUGCCCUCAAGAGUUUUAACAGAACAUACAUAAAACAGAAGUCUGAAAACAUGGUUUUCCUCUCUUCUAAUGUCUUUAAGAUUCUGUUCCAUUGUGCACAAACUACCCUUUUCUUUCAAGCUGUUCAUUUUCUUCAGAGCACAGGAAAAUGAAGCUGAUACAUUCCUCAGCUUGGCUACUCAUUUGGAAUCAGGACAGAUUUUAAAAGGGUAGAAGAGAAAUGAUAAAACUAAUAAGAUAGGAAGUUGAGGACUCCGUGGGUCUCCCAUGCACCAUCCCAUUUCUACUUAGAUAAUCCAAUUUGCUCUGUUUCACCUGUAAAAUAUCUUUAAUGGGUUGUCUUUGAGUCCCCCCAGCAUAACAGCAGACUUCUAAUAUCUGAAGCAGUACUGUAAAAGGCCACUUCCAAAAUGACACUAAGAAUCUACAGUUUAUAUGUCUUGCAGCUUGAAAACACACCAAUGUUUUGUCUUAGUAGGAUAAAAAUACUCUUAAGCCUGGAGAGCAAAUGUGAAAACCCCCAGGCUUUUAUCGUAAGAGUGCCUUUCGGCACUUCUUUGGGCACUGAAAUUAUAUUUGCUUAAAAAUAUUUGAAUGUAUAGUUGUCUGGUGUUGUGUUUGCUUAUAUUUAUCGGAGCUUUCUCUUAUGACAGGAGUUUUCAUUCUGGAGGAACUGAUCAUUUAGGAGCUCUGAAGCUCCCCAUGAGCCCAAAGCCUAGGAAAGCUUCAUCUCUGAGGUUCAGUGACUGUUGCUCAGGGAAUUAGCAGUGGAACCCAGGCAGCUGAUCUGUGGAUGAUGAGUCUAGUUUAACUCGUGUCGUUGCACACUGUCACCAUUCCAGGGGCCAGGUAGAAAGAGGUGGCAGUGGGUUUUCAUGUGCCAGUGCCCCUUGGUCACAGAAAUAAUGGAAUGUUCACUUAAUGUUGUUCAUCAUCCUCAAAAAAAGGAAGGAAGGAAGGAAGGAAGGAAGGAAAGAAGAAAGAAAGAAAGAAAGAAAGAAAGAAAGAAAGAAAGAAAGAAAGAAAGAAAGAAAGAAAGAAAGAAAAAAGAAAGAUGUAAAAUUCAAACCUUGGUGGUAAAUCCUUAUUUUUAUAAUGGAUUCACAGGAUGGAGGCUUUAAAUAGCAAAUUCCCUGAGACCCCUAAAUGAUGACAUUAACCAAAUUUUAUUUCCAAGUAGUUUAUGAGCACUACUAUUGUGUGGAGUGCAGGACACUAACCAGAAUGAGCACAGGUGGGUAUUGUCUUACUGGGGUGAUGAGACCUUGUGCAGUGGCAAAGAUGCUACAGAGAAGACUAGGGAGGCCUGAGUCAAAUCUUCUUCAGAUAAGUUUAUUUGACAAUUGCUCUUGUGUUGAAAGAAUUUUUUGCUUCUGGAUUUCGAACUUAGAACGUUCUGUGACAAAACCAUCUGGCUCUGUUUGAUGGAUAGAGCAAAGAUGUGGCCAGAUGUGCAAAGAUGUGGCCAGAGGUCCUUGUGUUCUUUCUCAGUAGUUAAUACUAUAGCUUGUAACCAGGAGAGGCAGUUUUGCUAAUGUCUCUACUCCGAUCACUGUAUCUGUAGGAGAAAGUCUAAAUAUGAUGUCCUGCGUAAACAGGUGGCAGGCUCUGUUGAGGCAUUUCAAACAUCUAAAUGAAUGACUCUACUAGCAACCAUCUGCGAAAGUAAGUUUACCUAUGUCCAUGAAGUGUAUGUAAUGAAAUAUCUUUUCAUUGUGACAUCCAUCAUUAAUAAUGUUAGCAUCUACUACUGACAUGGUGUACCUGGCAGCCAAGUUAUUUGGUUCCCUUUUGGAUCCUCCAUCCCAAUUAACUGUAAAACAUUUUAUAUGUUACAUUUUUUAAUACUGUAAAACUUGAAAAAUAAACAGAAAUCCCAAA